This is a messenger RNA of Malania oleifera, 4373 nucleotides long. Its product is annotated as DNA-directed RNA polymerase II subunit RPB2. The record is from RefSeq and is a predicted model, not a curated record. Gene Ontology annotation, cellular component: RNA polymerase II, core complex. Gene Ontology annotation, molecular function: DNA-directed RNA polymerase activity; DNA binding; ribonucleoside binding. Lineage: Eukaryota; Viridiplantae; Streptophyta; Magnoliopsida; Santalales; Ximeniaceae. The transcript has 26 exons. Gene Ontology annotation, biological process: DNA-templated transcription. The coding region runs from base 223 to 3801 and encodes 1192 amino acids.
GAGGUUAAAUGGAUAUAAUUCAGCAGCCCUCACGUAACCCUCUCGCCGCCAUAUUUCGCCCUCUCCUAUAAAACCCACGAUCGACCCAUUUUUUCCGAGGUUUGGAUUUGAAGUCUGUUCAUUCGUCUCGGUAGCUCCAGUCUCCAGCACCUUCCGCCCAAUCCCAUCUCCAAAAUCUCACUCGCAGAGACCCCCGAAAACCCUAAUCCUCAUUUCCCAAUCAUGAACGUCGACGACGAUGACUUUGAGCCCGAGAUGGUGGACGACGAAGAGGAGGAGAUCACGCAGGAGGACGCUUGGGCUGUGAUCUCUGCCUACUUCGAAGAGAAGGGUCUGGUGCGGCAGCAGCUCGACUCCUUUGACGAGUUCAUUCAGAAUACUAUGCAGGAAAUUGUCGACGAGUCGGCUGAGAUCGAGAUUCGCCCCGAGUCUCAGCACAAUCCGGGCCACCAGUCGGAUUUUCUUGAGACCAUCUACAAAAUUAGCUUUGGUCAAAUAUAUCUGAGCAAGCCUAUGAUGACGGAGUCGGAUGGUGAAACUGCCACUUUGUUUCCAAAGGCUGCAAGAUUGAGGAAUUUAACAUACUCAGCCCCCUUGUAUGUGGAUGUCACGAAGAGAGUUAUAAAGAAAGGACAUGAUGGAGAAGAAGUCACUGAGACUCAGGAUUUUACCAAAGUCUUCAUUGGGAAGGUUCCCAUAAUGCUUCGGUCGAGUUAUUGCACCUUGUAUCAGAAUUCGGAGAAGGAUUUGACAGAACUUGGAGAGUGUCCAUAUGAUCAAGGAGGAUAUUUCAUUAUAAAUGGGAGUGAAAAGGUUCUGAUUGCUCAGGAGAAAAUGAGCACCAAUCAUGUUUACGUUUUCAAGAAGAGGCAACCUAACAAGUAUGCAUAUGUGGCGGAGGUCCGAUCAAUGGCUGAGUCCCAAAACAGGCCACCAAGCACAAUGUUUGUGCGGAUGCUUUCACGAACUAGUGCUAAAGGGCAAGGCUCUUCAGGGCAAUAUAUUCGUGCUACCCUUCCGUACAUUCGGACUGAGAUUCCUAUUAUUAUUGUGUUUCGGGCUCUAGGGUUUGUUGCUGACAAAGAUAUAUUGGAACAUAUAUGUUAUGAUUUCUCUGAUACUCAAAUGAUGGAGUUGCUUCGGCCAUCCCUGGAAGAAGCUUUUGUUAUUCAAAAUCAGCAGGUUGCCCUUGAUUACAUUGGGAAAAGAGGAUCCACAGUUGGUGUCACAAAGGAAAAGAGGAUUAAGUAUGCCAAAGAGAUCCUUCAAAAAGAAAUGCUUCCCCAUGUUGGUGUGGCAGAAUAUUGCGAGACAAAGAAAGCAUACUAUUUUGGGUACAUCAUACAUCGGCUUCUACUCUGUGCUCUUGGUCGAAGGCCUGAAGAUGAUAGGGAUCAUUAUGGCAACAAGAGACUUGACCUUGCUGGUCCUUUACUUGGAGGCCUGUUUCGAAUGUUGUUCAGAAAGUUGACCAGGGAUGUAAGAACUUAUGUUCAGAAGUGUGUUGAUAAUGGGAAGGAUGUUAAUCUACAAUUUGCAAUAAAAGCUAAAACAAUCACCAGUGGUCUUAAGUACUCCCUUGCUACUGGAAACUGGGGUCAAGCAAAUGCAGCUGGCACAAGAGCUGGAGUUUCGCAGGUGUUGAAUCGACUGACAUAUGCCUCCACUUUGUCUCACUUGCGAAGACUAAAUUCUCCCAUUGGCCGUGAAGGGAAAUUGGCAAAACCACGGCAGUUGCACAAUUCACAAUGGGGUAUGAUGUGCCCUGCUGAGACACCUGAAGGACAGGCAUGUGGACUAGUGAAGAAUCUUGCAUUAAUGGUUUACAUAACAGUGGGAUCAGCAGCAUAUCCUAUACUGGAAUUUUUAGAAGAAUGGGGUACUGAGAAUUUUGAGGAAAUUUCUCCUGCUGUUAUUCCCCAAGCUACAAAAAUUUUUGUCAAUGGUUGUUGGGUUGGCAUCCAUCGUGAUCCUGAUAUGUUGGUGAAAACACUAAGGCGACUGCGAAGACGGGUUGAUGUUAAUACUGAAGUUGGGGUUGUUCGAGAUAUCCGGUUGAAAGAACUUCGAAUAUAUACAGACUAUGGGCGCUGCAGUCGGCCAUUAUUUAUUGUGGAGAAACAAAAGCUUCUAAUAAAGAAGAAAGAUAUUCAAGCAUUGCAGCAAAGGGAAACUGCGGAAGAGGGUGGCUGGCAUGAUCUUGUCUCUAAGGGAUUUAUUGAAUAUAUUGAUACAGAAGAAGAAGAGACUACAAUGAUUUCUAUGACCAUUAAUGAUCUUAUAACGGCAAGGCUCAAUCCAGAAGAAGCAUAUUCUGAAACUUAUACCCAUUGUGAAAUCCACCCAUCAUUGAUAUUGGGUGUUUGUGCUUCAAUCAUACCAUUUCCCGAUCAUAACCAGUCCCCACGUAAUACGUAUCAGUCUGCUAUGGGGAAGCAAGCCAUGGGAAUUUAUGUCACCAACUAUCAAUUUCGAAUGGAUACAUUGGCAUAUGUUCUCUACUACCCGCAAAAGCCUCUUGUUACUACUCGAGCUAUGGAGCAUCUGCACUUUAGGCAGCUUCCAGCUGGCAUUAAUGCCAUUGUCGCCAUUGCAUGUUAUUCGGGGUAUAAUCAAGAAGAUUCUGUUAUUAUGAACCAAUCUUCAGUAGACCGCGGAUUCUUUCGAUCCCUAUUCUUCCGUUCAUAUAGGGAUGAAGAGAAGAAAAUGGGGACACUUGUUAAGGAGGAUUUUGGGCGGCCAAACAGAACUGAUACAAUGGGCAUGCGACAUGGCUCCUAUGAUAAAUUGGAUGAUGAUGGUCUUGCAGCUCCUGGCACCAGAGUUUCAGGUGAGGAUGUUAUCAUUGGUAAGACCAGUCCUGUUGCUCAAGAUGAGUCUCAGGGGCAGAGUGCACGUUACACACGGCGUGACCAUAGCACAAGCUUACGGCACAGUGAAACUGGGAUUGUGGAUCAGGUUUUACUGACAACAAAUGCUGAUGGGUUGAGAUUUGUGAAAGUUCGGGUGAGAUCUGUUCGUAUACCUCAAAUUGGAGACAAGUUUAGCAGUAGACAUGGUCAGAAGGGGACUGUUGGCAUGACUUACACGCAAGAAGACAUGCCAUGGACAGUAGAAGGCAUCACUCCAGAUAUUAUUGUGAAUCCACAUGCUAUUCCUUCUCGAAUGACAAUUGGUCAGCUUAUUGAGUGCAUCAUGGGGAAGGUUGCUGCUCACAUGGGAAAGGAGGGGGAUGCUACUCCUUUUACCGAUGUUACUGUGGACAAUAUCAGCAAAGCUCUUCACAAGUGUGGAUAUCAAAUGCGUGGUUUUGAGACCAUGUACAACGGUCAUACAGGGCGGCGUCUCACUGCUAUGAUAUUCCUUGGCCCUACUUAUUACCAGAGACUUAAGCAUAUGGUUGAUGACAAGAUCCAUUCCCGUGGGCGGGGCCCUGUGCAGAUUCUUACAAGGCAGCCUGCUGAAGGACGGUCCCGUGAUGGAGGUCUUCGUUUUGGGGAGAUGGAACGGGAUUGCAUGAUUGCACAUGGUGCUGCUCACUUUCUCAAAGAGCGAUUGUUUGACCAAAGUGAUGCAUACAGGGUUCAUGUAUGUGAGCGUUGUGGGUUGAUAGCUAUUGCUAACCUCAAGAAGAAUUCUUUUGAGUGCAGAGGUUGCAAGAAUAAAACUGAUAUUGUUCAGGUUCAUAUCCCUUAUGCUUGUAAACUGCUGUUCCAAGAGCUAAUGGCCAUGGCCAUAGCACCUCGAAUGCUCACAAAGGACGUCAAACCGUCCAAAAACCAAAAGAAGAAAGGUGCCUGAGAUGCCUGGCUUCCUUAAGGGCUGUAUUAUUAACAUGCUAUUUGCAUUCGUCCAAACAACUGGUUGGGAGAGGGAGUUUUGAGAAGAGGAAGAGGCCCCUUUCCUUGCUGCCCGGAGAAUGUGGGAACAAGGGAGGGCCUCUCAUUGUACAGUCCAUUCAACCUCCAAUUAGACCCUUUUCCUACGGUGUUUUUAGUUUUUGGUUAGCCCAAAUGCAUGGAUGGAUCCUGUGUCUUACCGAAUAGCAGCAGAAGCCCCCUUUGUCGCAGAGCAGCCUUUACCAGAGAUUGUUGAGCGACUCUGAUCCAAUGGGUCUUCCUUACCAAGUGCAUGGAAAAUGGAAAGUGGAAAAUGGAGGAUGGACUCGGGAGGAAUUAGAGGCUGAAAUAUGUCACGGAUAUUGGUGUCAAGAAGAUAUGUUGUAUGCAUAAUUAAAGGAGAGCUCAAAUACUAGGAGAGAAUCAAUUUGUUUUCAGAUUUUAGGCAUGGUAAUUUACGUAAUCGAUUGGGUGAAUACAUUUUGCUACAUCAAAUUAAUUCAUGACAAAGUUAAUAUGCCCGUUUGGAUAAAA